UUCGCCACCCGGCGGUUCGGGUAGGUUGGGCGUCCCCUGGGCUCGGCUCAGGCUUCCCUGUCCUAGGCGGUGGGUCUGUGAUUGCUGUGGGGUUGUGCUGCCGCUAGGCUUCCCGCCCUAAGAGUACGCGCGACCUGAGCUUGGAUCCUGAGGGGCUAGGAAAAAAGGAUCCUCUCAGCAUGAGGUCCUCCUUGCAGGCAGUAGCACUCUGGGGAAAGAAGGCCCCUCCACACAGCAUCACUGCCAUCAUGAUCACUGAUGACCAGCAAACCAUUGUGACUGGAAGUCAAGAAGGUCAACUCUGUCUCUGGAAUCUCUCACCUGAACUAAAGAUUUCAGCUAAAGAACUUCUGUUUGGUCAUUCGGCUUCAGUAACAUGUUUGGCAAGAGCAAGGGAUUUCUCGAAACAACCUUACGUCAUCAGUGCUGCUGAAAAUGGGGAGAUGUGUGUUUGGAAUGUCACCAACGGACAGUGCGUGGAGAAGGCCACUCUUCCUUACAGGCACACUGCAAUCUGUUAUUACCACUGCUCAUUCCGGAUGACAGGGGAAGGUUGGCUUUUGUGUUGUGGAGAAUAUCAAGAUGUUCUUAUCAUUGAUGCCAGAAGUUUGGCUGUUAUUCACACUUUCAUAUCGUCUCAGUCUCCUGAUUGGGUCAACUGCAUGUGCAUUGUUCACUCCAUGAGAAUUCAAGAAGAUUCUCUCUUGGUGGUAUCAGUAGCGGGUGAGCUCAAAGUAUGGGAUCUCUCUUCAUCUAUCAACAGUAUUCAGGAAAAGCAAGAUGUCUAUGAAAAGGAAUCCAAAUUUCUCGACUCCCUGAACUGCCGGACAAUACGAUUUUGCACAUAUACAGAGAGACUUUUACUGGUGGUAUUUUCUAAAUGUUGGAAGGUUUAUGAUUAUUGUGAUUUUUCCCUUCUGCGAACUGAAGUUAGUAGAAGUGGGCAGUUUUUUGCUGGUGGAGAGGUGCUUGCUGCUCACAGAAUCAUCAUCUGGACAGAAGAUGGUCACAGUUAUAUCUAUCAGCUGCUGAACAGUGGGCUUUCCAAAAGCCUAUACCCUGCUGAUGGAAGAGUGCUUAAAGAGACCAUUUAUCCUCAUUUACUGUGCUCUACUUCUGUGCAGGAAAAUAAGAGCCUUUCCUUUGUUAUGGGCUACAUGAAUGAACGGAAAGAGCCUUUUUAUAAGGUACUUUUCUCUGGAGCAGUCUCAGGAAGAAUUACUUUGUGGCAUAUCCCUGAUGUUCCUGUAUCCAAGUUUGAUGGUUCUCCUAGAGAAAUACCAAUAACUGCCACAUGGACCCUUCAAGAUAAUUUUGAUAAGCAUCAUACCAUGUCCCAAAGUAUUAUUGAUCAUGUCUCUGGGACUGCAACAGUCGGAGUCACUUCAUCAGAGUAUGUUCCAAGUCUUGAUAAACUAAUAUGUGGCUGUGAAGAUGGGACAAUUUUCAUUACACAGGCUUUGAAUGCUGCCAAAGCAGGACUUCUAGAAGGCGGUUCUUUAUUAAAAGAUUCCCUUCCUUACAAAGUUCUCAAAGGCCAUCACCAAAGUGUUACUUCAUUACUUUACCCACAUGGUCUCUCUUCGAAAUUAGACCAAAGUUGGCUUGUGUCUGGGGACCAGGACUCGUGUGUCAUCUUGUGGAAUAUCUUCACUGAAGAAGUUUUGCAUAAAUUCUUUUUGGGAGCCGGUCCAGUAACAAGUCUUUUGAUGUCACCAGAGAACUUCAGACUAAGAAGUGAUCAGGUAAUUUGCUGUGUGUGCAGUGACCAUUCCGUGGCUCUCCUUCACCUUGAGGGGAAGAGGUGCCUCCUGCAUGCCCGGAAGCACCUUUUCCCUGUGAGGAUGAUAAAAUGGCACCCGGUUGAGAAUUUUUUAAUUGUUGGAUGUGCAGAUGACUCCGCUUACAUCUGGGAAAUUGAAACAGGCACUUUGGAAAGACAUGAAACAGGAGAAAGAGCAAGAAUUAUUCUCAGUUGUUGUGAUGAUUCACAGCUUCUAAAGCCUGAUUCUGUACUUCCAUUUGCCUCAGAGACACAUAAGCACAAAAGUGUAGAACAGAGAUCCUCCAGCUCCUAUCAGUUUGGGCCAAUACCUUGCCCUGGUCUGCAGGUGGAGUCUUCAUGUAAGGUUGCUGAUGCCAAGUCUUUCUCAGGACCUUUUAAUGUCUUGCCUGUGAAGACAAAAUGGAGUAACAUUGGCUUUCAUAUCCUUCUGUUUGAUCUGGAAAAUCUUGUUGAACUUUUGCUGCCAACUCCAAUCUGUGAUGUUGACCCUUCCAAUUCAUUCUAUGGUAGUGAGAUCCUGAGAAGAGCCAAAAGCACAGUGGAGAAGAAAACAUUGACGCUAAAAAGAAAUAAAACUGCCUGUGGUUCUCUCUCAGCGGAGGCGCAAGCCAAGCUUGUUGGUGAAAACCCAGCCCAAGGAGAUAAUGCUGUCAAAUUCUUAGAAGAAAGUGAUGGCAUUAAAAGGCAGAAGAAAACAAAGAACUCCAAAAAGAUGCACCCUAAGCCAUCAAGAAAAGUGGAUGCCAGCAUCACAAUAGACGUAGCUAAAUUGUUCCUAUCUUGCUUUUUGCCAUGGGGAGUGGAUAAAGAAUUAGAUAAUCUCUGCAUUAAACAUCUCAAUAUUUUAAAGCUUCAGGGUUCUGUUUCUUUAGGACUUGCCGCAAAUGAAGAUCGCUUCUCGUUAAUGCUGCCGGGGUGGGAUGAAUGCAAUGUUGAAAUGAAAACAGACUAUUCAAAAGUUAAUUUAUUUUCCAAAAAAGUUUUGGACUUGUCAAAUAAAUACACGUCCACGCUUCCAAAUCAGGUUGGGAUGCCAAGAGGACUGGAGAAUAAUUGUGAUUCUUUGCACGAGUCAAGCACUAUAGUUUAUUUAUUGAGCAGACUAUUUGUAGUUAAUGAGUUAGUUAACAUGCCUUUAGAGUUGGCAUGUGGAACUGACAGGUCUUUCAAAAUGGAAUCUGUGCACAGCAAGGCAAAAAGUUCUGGGAAUGAGAUUUUGACUAUUUCAAGCUUCUGUGGUUACUUACGAAAUGGUAAGAAUGACUCCCAUAUACCCGAUGCUGACGUUUCACUUUGGAAGCUCAUUUCUUGUUGGAGAGACCACUCUGUGCAGGUAACUGAAGCAAUACAAGCUGUUCUCUUGGCGGAAGUUCAACAGCAGAUGAAGACGUUGAGUAAGACACCAGUCAACAGUCAACCAGUGUCCAUGACAGAGGACAUCCACUGUGAGAUGAGGCAAAUCCUGCAGAAGAUGGAAUGGACCCAGGGGGAGGAGAUAGAGUUACAGUGUACUACAGACACCUGGCCUCUGCAAACUCCAGUCAGUCCGGUCAAGCAUGACAGCAACUCAAACUCGGCAAACUUCCAAGACACUGAGGACAUGCCUGACAGAUGCGUUUUGGAAGAGUCUGAGAGUCCAGGUAAGCCAAGGCAUCAUUCGUGGAUAGCGAAGGUGUGCUCCUGCAAGCUGUGCUAAAUGGAAUCUUACCUAUAGGAAUUGGAUUUGGACAAAUGAUGAAACCUAAGCAUGCCAUUUGUUUAUUGUUGUAUAAAAACUAUGCUGUUAUCGGUCAAGUUAUUAGGUUGUAAGUAGAUAUGCUAAUACUUUGGAAAGAGUGUAUUGAAAAUGUAAUUACUGAUUGAAAAUAUCUGAAUUGAUCUACUUUUAGAAAAUCAUUGUUGAAAUCAUUUUAUAUUCCUGAUUCUUACUUUCCUUUAAAAUUAACAACAAGGAAUGCCAGUCUGCAGACAUAAAUUUAACAGUUUUAGAUUUUCUUCCAUCUUUUCAGUUGCUGGAUUAUAUAAGCAACAUUAAAACCACAUUGCUUUUAAAUAUGUAACAUACAGUACUUCCUCAAAUUUAAUACUGCUUCAUCUAAUCUAAAACUUUACCAGACUUAUUCGAUUUGUUAGGUUAGGACAUUUUGUUUUAGUAUAUGCUUUAAUAUGGAUCAGUCACCCUGCAGUAAAUCUCAUCAAAGCAUGAAAUGUUGUCAACAAAUAGCCAGUUCCAUUUAGUCAUCAAUUAGCCCAAAUAAGUGGUAGUAUAACAGGGACCAAUCUUGUGUGGUCAGGUUCAUUUGGACUUCUAAUGACAUAGAAGCUAAUGUCUUUAGCCAAACGUUGAUCUUGUUGGCCACAUAGAUGUGAACUAUAUAUCUACUUACAGCACAUUGCAGUUGAUCCAUAUUAAGUAUAAACUCUUGUAGUUCUUUUCCCAGAAAGAAGUGUGACUAGCAAGAAUUCUUAAAAUAUGCAAAGCAAUAUAAAUAGGACAAAGUGCUCAUCUAUUAAACCCCUUAGUGAUCUGAUUUAUUUGUUGUGACUUAUAUUGCAUAAUUCCUGGAUUUAUAGAAAAUCAUCAAAAAGAUUAGUGUGUAUAUGAAUACAAAUAUUGCCUAAUCCAUAAAAAAUGGAAAUAAAAUGUUAAAUAUAUGAUCUAUCUAUCAUCUAUCUAUCUAUCUAUCUAUCUGAUAGGGAAGUUCCAAUCACUUCAAUUUAACAAACAUAUUUGAGGCAGUAGCAUCAGGUCCUAUGCUGGGAUGCAAUGGGGAGAUUUGAGAACUAUACAUUGGAAUGGCAUGGUCUCCACCUUUAAGGAACUUAUAAUUAAUGACUCACCCGGAUGAAUAUACCAGAACAUAGACACCUAGUGAGUGUGACUCCUUUAAAGCAGACAUAAAUCUGUGUUCUUUUUUCCCCCCCUAAAAUAUGUCAUUGCUUGAAAUUACUUUUGAAUUGUACUUCACAGAGUAAAAUAUUGUCAAUAUGAAUAAUCACAGAAAAUUAUCAUCUUUCGAAAAUCAUCCUAUAUACCACCCCCCCCCACAUACACACACAUUGGAAAUAGUUCAAAGCUACUUGGAACAAGUUUUAAAAUAAAGGAAGGUAGCAAGGAAAAUAUCGUCUUACAUGCUGUGUAUAGGUUCUGAAGGCCAUUACAAGAAGGAAGGCCAAGAACAUUUUUGAAGGUGGCAAUAUCAAAUAUGUAUAUAUUCUCUUAAGAGGGCAAUUUUAAUAGUUAAAACUUACUUGGAUGCUCAAGUUCUGGUAUAUUUAUUAAAAAUAAGCUGCUUUGUUUUUAUAGCUUGGCUCUAUUAUUCCCUUUUCAGUGAAGAUUAAAAAUAAGUUUAAACAGUUGCCAUAUUCAGCAUUUCCCAGGUCUAAGGAAACCAAUAUUGAAUCCUUGAUAAAUAUUUUAUGAUAUCACCAGAUAAAGGAAAUUAGAACUGGCAUAACCAUGACAUUACUAAAUGAGAUCUUUUAAGAUUUUUUUUGGCAUCACAUUGUGCAAUUGCUAAAAUUUAAUAAUUCAUAUUAAAUGAGUAAUUAUAAUCUUUUAUCAAUAUGAAUUCUGGAGGCCAACACCAUUGGCUGUUAAAAUUUCUAAUUCCUAAAAAUUAGAGUUUUAGAGAAAGACAUUUAAAUAAUGUUCUCAAAUAUCCAUGUGUAAAUGUAGACAAAUCCACGAGUCUGUUUAAAAAUGAUUUCUUUAUAUUGAUUUAUGUUCAGCAUGUUUCAGCAAUGUCUCUUGUAAGGAGAACUUAAAUAGCAAGUUGCCACCCAAUUAACUGGAUCAACCACAUGGUGACCCUAACCUCUUGGCACCACAGCUAAAAACCCAAAACUGAUGGCUUCUUGAAUAGGUAUUUAUCCUUUCUUGGCCUAGCCUUAGGUAACAAGUGGAGCAGUUAUAUUAGCAAGCAACUCAUUUGUUUGUAUCCAGAGUUUUUCUUGUUGUGGUAAUAAAUAACUCAUUUAAAAAAU
Leptonychotes weddellii (Weddell seal) is the source of this 5773-nucleotide messenger RNA. RefSeq names its product WD repeat domain 72 (gene WDR72). Gene Ontology annotation, cellular component: cytoplasm. Gene Ontology annotation, molecular function: protein binding. NCBI's taxonomy places the organism in Eukaryota, Metazoa, Chordata, Mammalia, Carnivora, Phocidae. The record is from RefSeq and is a predicted model, not a curated record. Gene Ontology annotation, biological process: protein localization to plasma membrane.